AUGGAUACUGAGCGGAGAGGUGGUCGAGGUGAUCGCAUUGGUCGAUACGGCAACACACACAAUGACCACAACUUUCGAGACAUGGACUACCGUGGUUUUGGCCAAGAAGAUGAGACAACCGAAGCAGAAUAUGAUGUCCGCAAUGAGGACAGACCUUACGUCCAUAACGAAUCAUCUUUGAGCGCCUCUGAAGUCUUACCAGGUCAAUUCCAAGAGGACCAAGGGUUUCAUCAGAGAGAGAAUGGAGGUAGUGAAGUCAAAAAGCUCCUGUGGCCUCCAGGCUCCAAGUCCUCAACUGAUGUGUUUGAUGAGGAGAAAACAACAAAGAGAGAUUUUGAAAGGCUUCGAACUGGAUCAGAGGGGAAAGGAAGGAGGAAAUGUAGUAGAAACUUUGAUGGCAACUCACAUUUAGGGAGUGGGGAAGGAAACAGAGUUCGUCAAAGCGGUGCCUGUUUUGAACAGAUGGAGCACAACUUUGAGCGGCAAAGAGAGGAGGGCAGAUUCUCUCAUGGAGCAGGAAUCAGAAAGAUGUUUCCAAGUGAGCCUGAGGGACAUGGCCUUUGUAGUUCUGAAUCGGACCUGUCUUAUGAUGAAGUAGAGCAAAGGGACCAAGAUUAUCGAGCUGAUCAAGACUACAAUCAGAGGCCCAGCAACAUUGUAAUGCUUCGCAUGCUGCCACCCAACGCAACUGCUAAUGAGAUCUGGGCAGCACUUCAAGAGCAGGGGAUCCAGCCCAAAGAGGUUCGACUCAUGAGGAACAAAUCCUCAGGUCAGAGCCGAGGAUUCGCCUUCGUCGAGUUUAAUCUCAUACAGGAGGCCACCCGCUGGAUGGAGACCAACCAGUGCGUGCUCAUGAUUCUGGGACAUCGAGUGUCCAUGCACUAUAGCAACCCUAAACCACGAGCCAAUGAGGACUGGCUUUGCAACAAGUGUGGAGUGCAAAACUUUAAAAGAAGGGAAAGGUGCUUCAAAUGUAGUGCACCCAAAUCAGAAGCAGAGCUGAAGUUACCACAAUUGCACACAGAUACAUCACUUACGCUUCAAAAAGAGAGUGCCCAAGGCUUGCUGCCCCUUCCAACACCAUUUCAGGCCUCUGUUUCUGCGCCCCAUUCAGGCCAAGUUACACAUCAAGCAGAUGUUGCCAAUGAUACUCUGAUCCUGAGAAACCUUGGACAGCAUACAACAGUUGAAACCAUUUUAUCUGCAUUGGCCUCAUUUGCCACUCUGUCACCUUCCAACAUUCGCCUCAUUAAGGACAAGAACACAAAUCUCAACAGGGGCUUUGCUUUUCUGCAGCUCUCCACCAUAGUGGAGGCAUCUCAGCUCCUACAGAUCUUGCAGGCUCUCAAGCAGCCACUUUCUAUUGAUGGAAAGGUGAUUGUGGUGGAGUUUGCUAAAGGCUCUAAGCGUGACGUGUUUGUAGCAGAUAGCAGUCGAGUGAAUGCUGCUUCCGUGGCCAGCACUGCUAUUGCUGCAGCACAGUGGGCUGUUACACAGACUGCACAAAAUGGUGGUGAAAUGUAUCAGCACGGAGCGGCAAUAGCAUAUACUAAGGAGGGUAAUGGUUACUCUUUGCCAGAUGGGCAACAUUUUCAAGUCCAGGCAGACACCAGGGUUGCCGUUCUGCCAAGUACAGGAACACCUCUGAGGGGGAUGUAUUCGGCAUCAGCUACCCCAACUGCAGUGAUUCCAGGUCAAGCGUUAGCAUCUGGAAUAGCUAUCAUGCAGCAGCCUCAAACUCAGACUCCUAAUGCCCAGGUUGAAAUAGUUGGAAAACCCCAACCAGCUGUAUCCAGCCAGCCCGCAACACCAGGCACCGCUCAUGAGCUCCAGCGAUAUCCUGUACCAGAUGUAACCACAUACCAAUAUGAUGAAAGCUCAGGCUACUAUUAUGAUCCACUGACAGGACUCUAUUACGACCCAAACUCCCAGUACUAUUACAACCCACACACUCAGCAGUUCAUGUACUGGGAAGGAGAAAAGCACACAUACAUUUCUGCCACUUCUGGACAGUCAAAUGCAGAAGGUGUGCCCACUGGUGAUGAUGCACCCCCCACAGACAUGUUUCCUAAUCUUGGCAGCAAGGAGAAAAAAGAUAAGCCCAAAAGUAAAACUGCUCAACAGAUUGCCAAAGAUAUGGAACGUUGGGCCAAGAGUCUGAAUAGACACAAGGAAAACAUGCGCUCUGUUUCCUCUUCCCUUGCGACUGGUUCCACUGAUCGUAGAGAAUCUGCCAGCGCAGAUGCGGGUUAUGCUGUUCUUGAGAAAAAGGGGACGCUGUUAGAGCGGCCUCAAAUCUUCCUUGACCAGCUCAGACAACCAGAAUCACCCCCUCCACAGCAGCUGGGUCUUGUUCCAGCCUACAGUGGGGAAAGUGACAGCGAAGAAGAAGGAGGCGAGAAAGGUGAGAAGGAAGGGAAGAUGACUGACUGGGUGAAACUGGCCUGUCUGCUGUGUAGAAGACAGUUUCCUAGCAAAGAGGCCCUUAUUCGGCACCAGCAGCUCUCUGAACUACAUAAGCAAAAUCUAGAGCAAAGAAGAAUGCAGGAAGCUGCAGGAAAGGAGAGACAAACAGAUGAACUCCAAGCUCCUGAUUCGAAGAAAAGGAAGACAACUGCCAUGGAUGGGCUCACUGGCUCCAGUCUUGGUGCAAGAAUGCUCCAAGGAGGAGUGAAAAAGGGACUUCUGUUGCGCAAUAUGCAAAUGCAGUGA
Molecule: messenger RNA, 2712 nt
Organism: Nerophis lumbriciformis (worm pipefish)
Lineage: Eukaryota; Metazoa; Chordata; Actinopteri; Syngnathiformes; Syngnathidae
Source: RefSeq, a predicted model, not a curated record